CUUAGUCUUUUGUAAGUGGUUUCGUAUUGGUUGUUCAUGUCUUGUUAUGGGGCAAGCCACUAAAAUAGACUUUAAAAAGAGGAAGGAAAAAAUGAGAACAGCAGAAAAACUGUUUCAGCUUGCAUUUGCAGUUAACUCUGCUGGAAUCUAUUGGCUGAAACUACAACACGUGACGUUGAUCAGAAUGGUUCCUCCUCUUCCUCUGGUGUUUCUGCUCUUGAUUCCAGGAGUUUAUGGACAGUAUGGUUGGGGUGUGAGUUACAGUCCUUCAUAUAUCUGUGCACUAGAGGGAUCAACAGUGACAAUCUACUGCACUUAUACAUACCCUCCUGGAUAUAAGAUCAUGAAAGUGCUCUGGACCAAAACACUUGUUAUAGAUCAUGUAGAGCCUCCAGAUCUGUCUGAGGACCCUGAAUACAGUCAGAGGCUUCAGUAUCUGGGAGAUAAACAGCAGAGCUGCACCAUCAGACUGAGUCAUGUGACACAGAAAGAUGAACACAUGUACUAUUUCAGAUUCAUCACUGAUAAACCUGAUGGAAAAUGGACUGGUUAUCCAGGAGUGACUCUUACUGUCACAGAUCUUCAGGUGGAGUCUCCUGAGAGAGUGACAGAGGGAGAUUCAGUCCGUCUGACAUGUAAAAGCAGCUGCGCUCUGACUGACGGAGCAACAUUCAUCUGGUACAGAAACUCACAGCCAUUAACUGAGAGAAGAGACAGAAACAAUCAACUCCUGCUGCAGUCAGUCAGAAGAGAGGAUGCAGGCAGAUAUAGCUGUGCUCUACAUGGACACACUUACAUCUCUCCUGCUGUUCAGCUCAAUGUCAGAUAUCCUCCAGUGAAUCCUGUGAUCUUCAUCAGUCCAUCUGGUGAAAUAGUGGAGAGAGAUUCAGUGACUCUGAGCUGCAGCAGUGAUUCAAACCCACCUGCAGAAAUCAGCUGGUUUAAAGGAGAAACGUUUGUAGGAUCUGGAAAAAUCUACAGCAUCUCAAAGAUCAGCUCUGAUCACAGUGGAGAAUACAAGUGCAAGUCCAGAUAUGAAGAUAUAGAUAAAUACUCUGAUGCUGUGACUUUAAACGUCAUGUAUCCACCCAGGAAUGUCUCAGUGUCUAUAAAUGGAUCUGGUGAAAUAGUGGAGGGAGAUUCAGUGACUCUGAUCUGCAGCAGUGAUUCAAACCCACCUGCAGAUAUCAGCUGGUUUAAGGAGAAUCAAAGCUCAGCUGUUGAAUCUGGACAGAGUUUCAGUGCACUACAGAGUGGACGCUUCUACUGUGAGGCUCACAAUCAACAUGGAUCUCAGAGAUCAGACGCUGUUACUUUCACAGUGCAUCAUGGUCUGGGUUGGCCUGUCUGGCUGGGAAUCACAGUGGCAUGUGUAGGAUUAUUCAUCAUUAUCAUCAAUAUUGUGUUCAUAAUCAGGAGAAAACGAAGAGGUGCAAAAGUUGAAGAUGCCGCACCAAAACAGGAUGAUCUGUACAAUAAUGUAGCCGAGAGGGACGUUCCCGUGUCUGAAUCAGCUGCUUGUGAUGAUGCUCCGUAUGCCAGCAUUUCAUCCAGCAAACCCAGAAGGGACAGAGACAGAGAUGCUGAGGAGAUCCAGUAUGCGACAGUCCAACAUCACAAAACCAAACUGAUGAAGAGAGCAGAGGAGAACGAAAACCAGUAUGGAAAUAUCAGGAUUCACCGGCCUUGUGCUGCCAUGAGGCGAUCAGAUGUGGAGACUGUGGAAGAGGUCUCUGUGAUCUACAGCCACGUCAAAUGAACAGACCGUUAUGAAGCCUGUGUUCAGACAUCAAUCUGGUCUGCUGGGAAAAGUAAAAGCCACAAAUAUUGAUUGAAUAUGAAAAAAAGGAAAAAAAAAGAAAAAGAAGUUAAUUAAACAAUGUACUUGAAAGUAUGGCUACUUAAUAUAGCAUGCAAUUCAACAUAAUUUAUGGCACAUCAAACCAGCUGAACCGGAAACAGAAAAAGUCAAAGUUAAAAAAAAAAUAAAAAGCUUUUUGUUUGAUGUUGUGAUGUAGCAUGCACUUUAAAACGUGAACCUGUGCAGUUGUUGCUUUAAAGGGAUAUUUAUAUCCGAUACUACAUACUUUAGUAGCUUCCCAGUCAGCAAACAAAUUUGGCCCAGAUUUGGCAUGCAUCUGGCAAAGCUGGCAUUCAUCCGGCACUGGCAUACAGCAUGUGGGCCAAACAUGGCCCGGGUUUGGCAGAGAUGGUAUAGGGUUUAAGACGGCACACAAGACAUGGGCCAGAUGUCAAAUGCAGUAUUUGGCCCAGAUGUCAAAUACAGAUAUGUGGGCCACAUAAGUAUUGCCGAUCUUGACCCAUAUUUAAAAUCCAUUUCAAAUAUUUUUGAGUAAAAUGCCAAUGUUUUCCCAUACAGUAAGGUAAUAUAUUCACAUAAAUGUGAAACUGUUAAAUAUAUUUUGAAAAUAUAUUUUUUAAAUGCAUAACAUGAAGCUCGUGUUGUGUGUUAUUAUGUGUUUACUUGUAUGCAAAAUUAUAUUCAUGCCUCAUAUGAUAUUAUAUAAUAUAUGAUGUUAUAUAGUAUAUUAUAGAAUAAUAUAUUCUGUUGUUUUAUAUAUAUAUAUUCAAAUAUUCAUCUGCCAUUCAUCCGGCACUGGCAUACAGCAUGUGGGCCAAACAUGGCCCGAGUUUGGCAGAGGUGGUACCGGGUUUAAGACGGCACACAAGACAUGAGCCAGAUGUCAAAUGUAGAUAUGUGGGCCACAUAAGUAUUGCCGAUCUUGACCCACAUUUAACCUCUUAACUGUCACCGUCCACCCUGUGGGACGCCUACCUUUACUUCACUAUUUUACAAUUAAAUCCUAAUCUAAUCAUGACAAACUAUAUAUCGUUGGAAAGGUCUAAGACUCCUAAAUAGGUAUUUUACCACUUUUUCUGUUAAAAAAUUAUGUAGGAAAAGUAAUAGAUUAAUUUAUGACCAGAGGUGUCAAAUCCAGGGUCAGAAAGUAAAAGU
Molecule: messenger RNA, 2977 nt
Organism: Onychostoma macrolepis
Lineage: Eukaryota; Metazoa; Chordata; Actinopteri; Cypriniformes; Cyprinidae
Product: sialoadhesin-like
Exons: 10
Coding region: 47-1759 (570 amino acids)
Source: RefSeq, a predicted model, not a curated record